Camelina sativa (false flax) is the source of this 660-nucleotide messenger RNA. Lineage: Eukaryota; Viridiplantae; Streptophyta; Magnoliopsida; Brassicales; Brassicaceae. The record is from RefSeq and is a predicted model, not a curated record.
AUGAGGGCGCUUUGUGAUGACUUGAGGGUCCAUUGCAGAGGGUGGAGCUAUGCUACGAGGGCGUCGUUGGUUGAGACCACAGCUGAGAUUGAGGAGGAUAUCCGAGCACAGGUUGUGACGGUUAGUCCAGCGGUCCAACCGAGGAAGGCUCAGCAUCAUGGAGGUUAUGGCAAUGGCGACAAGCUUGUGCAGGAACACAAGAGGACAUGGAAGGCUACGCAGUGGCCGAGUGGUGCGGGAUGCUACGAAUGCAGUAGCAUGGAUUACAAGGUGGCUAGCUGUCUUCGGAGAAGUACUUCGAUGGCAGCUCAGACGGUCUUUCGUUUAGGUCCUACGUCAUGUUUGAUUCUGGAUCAACCCAUUGCUUCAUUACUCUGGUGUGCGCCGAAAGCGCCAAUAUCAGAGGAGAUCCCGGAGAGUGAGGGGGAGUUGUUAGAUUCGUCGGAGUUGUUGCAUGGGUUACCACCAUCUUGGUCUGAUCCCUUUACGAUUGAACUAGAACCAGGGACGACGUCGUUAUCCAAGGUACCUUAUAGGUUGACUCCAGCAGAGAUGGCAGAGCUGAAGAAGCAACUAGAGGAUCUUUUGAACAAGGGAUUCAUCCGUCCUAGCGUUUCACCAUGGAGAACGCCAUUGUUGUUCGUUAAUAAGAAGGACUAG